This is a messenger RNA of Scophthalmus maximus (turbot), 6506 nucleotides long. Its product is annotated as axin-1. The transcript has 15 exons. The coding region runs from base 776 to 3448 and encodes 890 amino acids. Gene Ontology annotation, biological process: negative regulation of canonical Wnt signaling pathway. Lineage: Eukaryota; Metazoa; Chordata; Actinopteri; Pleuronectiformes; Scophthalmidae. The record is from RefSeq and is a predicted model, not a curated record.
ACGGCACUCUUUAUUCUCCAUAUUUACACCCUUUUUCAAAUGCACAGACCGACGGACACGCACGCGGCCCUGCCCAGAGGUUCUUUGAUGCCUGUCGAUACCGCUGCGUGAUGAUGUCAUACGGCAGGCAGCGAAAGGAGGGGGGCAUGAUCAAAGGAGAGAGGGGAGGGAUGAAGAAGCAGGAGAGGAUAUCCAAGACAACAACGGGACAAAGAUGGCGACUGCUUAUGCCGCGGGACGUCCACCGGCGUCUGGACCUCUGCAUCGGCAGGAGGCGCCCGGCCCGCGCGGCAAGUGGGCUCGCUUGCCUUGUUCUAACAGGAUGACGGGCCGACGUGACACACUGGAACCGCCGGGCCAACCUCAGCCACCGAGACCGCCGGGCUAGCAACGGUGCAAAUGAUCAUGGAGAAGCAGUCCGUGCAGGUGUGGACAGAGAUGAGGACAGGUGUCUGGACGUCAGCUGAGCCCCCCGACCCUGCCUUCUGCACGCAGGAGCCAUGGUAAACCACGGUGCAACGUUGUGGAGAGGACUUGUUUCAGAGCUCGGUGCUCCUGACUGACUGACAGCCCGGCGGAGGGGAGUGACGAGCAGGAUGCUCAGGUGUCGGCGGCGCGCUCUCUCGGUCCCGUCCGUCACUGUGCGGCUGGUGGACAUGGGCUCCUCCGUGUACUGAGCAGCUGUUCAUGGUUGAGAAGCCCGAGAGUGAAUCGUUUGCCAGCGGAGUCGUUGCUGGAGGCGAAGAUCUGACCUCUGCCUUGUGCAAUCAGAGACAUGAGUGUUGUCAGAGAAAUACACGGGAUCGGGUACAGGGGCGGUGGCGGAGUCGUGGCCUCGCUGAGCGGCCCAUCCCACUUUACCGAGGAUGCUCCGCGACCCCCGGUUCCCGGCGAGGAGGGGUCUGACGUGGACCCCCCGGUCCAGUCGGCCAACACCCGUCCGAACACCCUCUCCCAAACUCUCGGCUAUCCCCCGUCAUCCUCAAUAUCUAAAAUGGGGGAUCCGUCGAGUUACACGCCCUCCUCGUCGUCUGCGACCCCGCGGCGCCCCGAUCUGGACUUGGGUUACGAACCCGAGGGCUCGGCCUCACCGACUCCACCGUACCUGAAGUGGGCUGAGUCCCUCCACUCGCUCUUGGACGACCAGGAAGGCAUCCAGCUGUUCCGAAACUUCCUGUGCCAGGAAGGCUGCGCGGACCUUCUGGACUUCUGGUUCGCCUGCUCGGGGUUCAGGAAGACAAGCCAAGACAAGAGGGCGAAGCUGGCCAAGGCCAUCUACAGGAAGUACAUUGUGGACGGAAGUGGGAUCGUCUCCAGGCAGAUCAAAGCGGCCACCAAGAGCUUCAUCAGAGACUGUGUGGGACGGCCGCAUCCAGACCCUGCAAUGUUUGAACAGGCCCAGACAGAGAUCCAGGCCAUGAUGGAGGAGAACACCUACCCUUUGUUUCUAAAGUCGGAUCUGUACCUGGAGUACACGCGGACAGGAGGAGAGAGCCCCAAACCCAACCCCAGUGAUCAGAGCCCUUCAUCGGGGCCCGCCAAGCCCGUGCCUGGGUACUUACCCACACUCGCCGAGGACGAGGAGUGGAGGUGUGGGGGAGGAGGAGUGAGGGAGGAAGAGGAGGAUGAGAAAGAUGAGGACGAGUGUGGAGACACACCAGCUGGUCGGCUGACGCACAGCCUGCUGAUGCCGACAGCACCGCAGAGAGUCUCGACCAGCAGGAGGAGGCAGGACAGCAGGGAGUACAGACAUUGGAGGGAGCCGGUGAACCCGUACUACGCAAACAUGGGCUACGCUCGCGCUCCAGCCACCAGCGCCAACGACAGUGAGCAGCAGAGCAUGUCGAGUGACGCGGACACACUGUCGCUGCCCGACAGCAGUGUAGAUGGUAUUCCUCCAUACAGAUAUCGGAAGCAGCAUCGUAAAGAGAUGCAUGAAAGUGCCAAAGCCAAUGGACGUGUGCCCCUACCUCAUAUACCUCGCACGUACCGAAUGCCAAAGGACAUCCACGUAGAGCCGGAGAGGUUUGCAGCGGAGCUCAUCAGCAGGCUGGAGACAGUUCUCAGAGAGCGAGAGGCUCAGGAAAGACUUGAAGAGCGGCUGAAGAGAGUACGACUGGAAGAAGAGGGGGAUGAAGCUGACAUUUCCAUGGCAACCUCCAUGUCUUCUCAUAGCAUACCACUCCCCCUGCCCUCAUCGUUUCCACCUCUCUACGGAGCCCGUUAUUCAGAGACCACUGCGAACACGGCAACGGUCGCCACCUACGGCGGCCUGGUUGCCAUGGAGGACUCCCAAGACGACGACCCGGAGUCUAUUUUGGAUGAGCACGUAUCGCGCGUGAUGAAGACACCAGGCUGCCAGUCGCCAGGGGCAACCAACAGCACCUUAGGAGGAGUUGGGGGUCGGCACUCUCCUCCCAAAUCAUCUCGCUCACCCGACGGGGGCAUCGGACCGCCUCACUAUCCCCCACACCGAGGGGGAGGUCACAGUCUUCCUCCUGCCGGGGUCAAAGCAGGUACACACCACCACAAGCCGCCGUACCACCACAGAGGACGAGAAGGGCAGGAGGAGGCGGGCUCAAGGGCUCAGCCCAACUUCCUGUGGAACGGAGACCCGGCCGGUCAGUACGCAGGGCGAAGUCGCAACUACGCCGACGGGGCUGGAGCUAGCACGAUCGAGGGAAUGGGUUACAGUAGUAAAGGGAGCACGCUAUCACGGCGAGGUUGUAAGAAGACUUCAGAGACGUCAGGCAAAGGCGACGAGAGUGGGCGGGGCAUGGAGACACAGGUGCCACUCGAGGAUCUGGAGAGAAACCAGAAGAUCCUGCAGUGGAUGAUGGAAGGAGACCGACAAAGGAAGACCACCCAUGGCGGCAGCACCAGCAGCUCCAGGAGGACGGGGGCCAGCAGCGAGUCGCCGCGUCCGACCUCAGUGGAGCGACCCGGAGCCGUGCACCCCUGGGUCUCUGCCCAGCUGCGUAACAACCCCUCAUCGGUGUCCACCGCCAUCCCCGGCUCGUCGUCCACCCAGGUCCAGCCCUCGCACCCUUUCAUCCAGGACCCGGCUAUGCCCCCCAACCCGGCUCCCAACCCCCUCACCCAGCUGGAGGAGGCUAGGAGGAGGCUGGAGGAGGAGAGGAGGAGGAAUGCACUACAGCAGGCCAAGCAGAGGCAUAAGUCUGGUAAGCGCCAAGGGUCCGAGAACAUGACGGUCGCUUACUACUUUUGUGGAGAGCCAAUCCCAUACAGAACAUCAGUCAAAGGCCGUGUGGUGACUUUGGGCCAGUUCAAGGAGCUGCUUACCAAAAAGGGCCACUACAGGUUCUACUUUAAGAAAGUCAGCGACGAGUUUGACUGCGGCGUCGUGUUCGAGGAGGUCCGCGAUGACGAGGCCGUCUUGCCGAUCUUCGAGGAGAAGAUCAUCGGGAAGGUGGAGAAGGUCGACUGAAAAUUUGGGAACAAGAAGACGAAAACAGAAUUGCGGAAGAAAAAAGAAGAAUCAUUUAAAAAAGAGGAGAGUUUGGAAGAUCAUUUUUCAGGUGGGAAGGAAAUUCAGCUGUGGGAUAAACGAAAGAAAGUAUAAAAGAUGGAAGGAGCAACGUGUGACGGGAGGGAGAUGGUGCUGCGUGGUAGAAGCUCAAGUAUUAAGGAGGUGGUUAUUUUUAAUGGAAUACCUAGAUAUCUGUGAUAACGGCACCUGGAUCAAACACACACCAAGCGAAGAAGCUGGGCCAGAUGAAACAGGAGGGGGAGGAGGAGGAAAGGAAACGUAAAUUAUUUCACCCGUCUUGUCUCCACUGUGGAUAUUCGAGGACGGGCUGUUCAAACCUGAUCAGUCUGACCAGUCUUCCGCUGCGAUGGAUGGAUGGAUGGAUGGAUGGAUGGAAAAGGGUGAGGUGGACUGCUGGAAGGGGAGAGGAUGAAGUAGUCUUCCGCCUGUGCUCUGGAGGAGUCUGUCCUCCGCAGACCAUUACGAUGCUGCUACAUUACCAUGAAAACUCUUCAAAUCGGUGCUCGGGACAGAAAGAAAAGCAGAUCUGCUCCAUUCGGGGGAGCCUCGCUGCCUUUCGCCGUCUCUGUUCCUCGUCAGCUGGCGACAAGGGGAGAGGACAGAGGAUUUAUUUUUUGGGGGGAGGGGGGGGGGGGGGGGGUGGAACUUUUCGCCCCGUUUCUCCUCUCAUUGACUUCAUAGCCUCAAAACACAGAGGAAACUCUCUCACCCUUGAUUCCCUAGAUGUCACGUAGUGAUCCCUCACAUCAACAUGUUCAGACGACAGUUCUCUACAUAACUUGUUUACCAAAGCUACAUAUUUUUGAUAAAGACAAGUGUCCUAGCUACUUGUUUGCAUUUUAUUUGAAUUGUGUAUAUGUACAAGGCAGGUACUAUUACUUACUAAUGCAGCCUAAUUUUCGUCAUAUCUCAACUUAAUUUUGUAUUAUUUGUGUAUGUUUUGACGUUAGUUCAUUAGUCAUUUCAGGGCAGCCAUUUUGUUCUUCUUUCCUCUCAAACCACACCUCAGCUCCGUACUGUUUAUCUUUUUUCAGUGUGCAGUUGCUGUUCUCCUGCGCGGUAGAUUUUAAACUUAGGAUAACUUCCCCCCCCCCCCACCCCCCACCCUCAAAACUUGCACGCUGAAGGUGCGGCAACUUUUACCACAGCAUCUGUUGUUGUUUUUUUUAAACAGGUCACACUGUAUCCUCACGUUAUCUUGUAACUUCUCUGCUAUAUCGAGAGCCUUUUGUAUGUAACUCCGAGCUCAGUCUAGGUGCCUGCCUGGCCAGUGCCGUCACUAUCUAGAAUUCUUCUCCUGAAAGCGUGUUGGUGAGUGUGAAAGCCCGUGUCGGUCGUGUAUGUCUGAACUCAGCCAAAGAGCAUGUCGUACGUCCCCCCUAUGCCUACAUGCGUGUGUCUGUGCAGUCCCAAGUAUUGUUUUAUUUUUAUUUUAUUCAUCACGAGCAGAAGGGAAUCUCUCCUUUCCUCUUGCAAAUUCCCAAACGUCAGAAAAUUGCGACCUCGCUUUGAGUUUAAAAUCCUAAAAUAACAAGAGAGUUCGGGAAAAUGCACUUAUUUGCUUCCAUGCUGAGAGUUGGGUGAGGAAACUGACACUGCUCUCAUGUCUGUAUUGCACAUUUGAAGCUGGCGUCGCGGAGUUGACAAACUGGGGCUUCUUCUUCUGAUUAGCGUGAUUUUACUGCCUCGAUUAAUUGAUCGGUCUCUACAAUGCCACCCCUCAAAGUUGCUAGUUUUGUCUGACCACAGUUCAAAACGUAGAUAUUUGAUUAAUUUUUUCUAAGAAGCGGAAAAAUCUCGAACCUCCACCGUCUCCCCUUGUUUUCAGUCUUUAUGCUAAGCUAAGCUAACCGGCCCGUUGGCUGUAGUUUCAUAUUUUACAUACAGACAUGAGCUUGGUUGUCAGUCAUCUAAUUUAACUUAUAAAGAAAGCAAAAUAGACGCUAUGUAUUAUUAUUUUUUAAGACAAAUUCCUUCCUUUAAGUCCACAUCAUCGGGGUACAGCAGUGAGAAUAUCAUAAACCACCGUGCUGCACUUACUGCACUGACAACACACCAGCUAUGUAAGCUGAAUGUAAUCUGACUUUUUAAAAAAACUCUUUACCUCCCACACCCUCGAACGAAAUCCCCGUCAUGCGUCACGUCAUCAUGCCCGAGUCCAUCUUUUGAGUAUCGAUCUCCAGCUCUUGGCCCGUUGUGCGCCAUCUAUGCUGGUGGUAAACUGAAUGUGUUCGACCCAACGAAGGGGGGUCCGACAGAAAGUCUCGCAGGAAUGUCAAAUACAAUUUGUACCUGGGUUUGCUGCCCAGUAAGGGAAACAUAGGAUUGUAAAACAUGUUUUUGUCCUUACUUCAACACAUUUUGCCUUCAAUAUGAAAUUAAGAAAUUUAGAUAUGUAUUUGUUUAUGGAAAAAAAAAUGUAAUUAAUUUUAAUAAUCACCAAGCAUGUUCUUUAUAAGGAAUGUUUUCCUGAUGAGUUGAAUUAUCUGUUUUUUUGUUUUAAUGUUUAUGUGCAAACUGCUACGGCCCUCUGAUAUAUUUUUAUCUGUCGUGUCAGUGAAGACGCGCCCAGGGACAAGUUGAGAUGACAACAUUUGUUUAGAGUUGUCUCUUGUGAUUAUGAUUUUGACGGACAAAAACAAACAAGCCGCGUCCGUUGUGUUGUCGAUUUGUGUGAAACACAGUGCCUUUAUCAUGAAAAUCUUGCGAAAUAAUGUUUAUUGAACCAAUCCAUGCUUUUAAUGUAAGUUUUUUUUUUAAAUUUUCACUCGGUCCCGUUUCUAUUUUUAGCCGCAUUCACGCUUUGCUCACUUCUGUUCUGAUCGACUCUCUGCUGUAAAUAUGUACAUUAUCAUUUCAUACGUUUCUUCAGACCCGCACCACAUGUCCACGGUGUUUCUGUUUUUUCAAAAGGUGAACACCAAGAUGUCACUGUGCUGGUUCCACUUGUACAUUUCUUUUAAAAAGGUACUUCAUAAUAAAGAUGUUGAAUAAA